Messenger RNA from Solanum lycopersicum (tomato), 1634 nucleotides. RefSeq names its product inositol-3-phosphate synthase-like. Lineage: Eukaryota; Viridiplantae; Streptophyta; Magnoliopsida; Solanales; Solanaceae. Gene Ontology annotation, molecular function: inositol-3-phosphate synthase activity. The record is from RefSeq and is a predicted model, not a curated record. Gene Ontology annotation, biological process: inositol biosynthetic process; phospholipid biosynthetic process. Gene Ontology annotation, cellular component: cytoplasm.
GAAUAGUUCUCUAUUAGUACUAUUGCACAUAGCGGUGUGUUUUGAGUUUUUUUUUACCAGAUCAUUCAUUUUUGCUAAAAAUUGGAACUAUAUUCAAGAUUUGAGAAAUUAAACCAUGGGUCUUUUCUGUUUUGUGAUAAUUUUUUGUGUUAUUUGAUUUCUGGUAGGGUUAUGCUUGUUGGACGGGUGGAAACAAUGGUUCAGCCUUGACUGGAGGUGUUAUUGCUAACAGAGAAGGAAUUUCAUGGGCUACCAAGGAUGUGCAGCAAGCCAAUUACUUUGGUUCUCUUACACAGGCCUCUACUAUUCGAGUUGGGUCCUUCAAUGGACAGGAGAUCUAUACUUCCUUUAAGAGCAUACUUCCCAUGGUUAAUCCAUCCAGAUGAUGUAGUGUUUGGAGAAUGGGACAUCAGCAACAUGAAUUUGGCAGAUGACAUGGCAAGAGCUAAUGUUUUUGACGUUGAUCUUCAAAAGCAACUGAGGCCCUACAUGGAAUCCAUGGUCCCAUUCCCUGGUAUCUAUGACCCUGAUUUCAUUGCUGUAAACCAUUCCCUGGUAUCUAUGACCCUGAUUUCAUUGCUGCAAACCAAGGCUCACGUGCUAACAUUGUCAUCAAAGGAACCAAGAAAGAUCAAGUUGAUCAAAUUAUUAAGUAUAUUAGGGUAUAUUAGGGAGUUUAAGGAGAACAACAAAGUCGACAAGGUGGUGGUCCUGUGGACUGCCAACACCAAAAGAUACAGCAGUGUGGUUGUUGGCUUUAAUGAUACCAUGGAAAACCUCUUUGCUUCUGUGGAUAGAAAUGAGGCCGAAAUAUCUCCUUCCACCUUGUAUGCUAUUGCUGGUAUUCUUGAAAAUGUACCCUUCAUCAAUGGAAGCCCACAAAAUACUUUUGUCCCAGGCCUCAUUGAUUUGGCCAUCAAGAGGAACACUUAGAUUGGUGGUGAUAACUUUAAGAGUGGUCAAACCAAGAUGAAGUCAGUGGUGGUUGAUUUCCUUUUUGGAGCUGGAAUUAAGGUAUGGUAUUAAGGACUAAAGAGACAACUAAUAAAUAUGGCUUAUGCUGCCAUAACAUCUUUCAUGAUAACACUUGAGGAGAUGACAAAGAACUAAUAAUGGAAGUGCUCCAUGGAAAACUUGAUUCUUUGAGAACACUUGUUGAAGAAACUUGAUUCAUGUAAAGGUAUCAAUGAAUGAAAGCUUUGAAAUGGCUGCAGAGAAAUGCUUGAAAGAUCUCAUUGCUAGAAGCUUAGUUUUUGUCCAUACAUACACUUCCCGUGGAAAAAUCAAGAGCAGUAGAAUUCAUGAUAUGGUCUAUGGAUUUUUCUGAGAAGAAGCUCAAACUACAAACUUCUUGAACAUUAUCACAGAGAGCAAUGUUCAGUACUAUCAAGGUUCACAGUCCUUCUUCCUUUUCCCUAGCUUCACAUCGACGGCGAAUCAAAUCUAGCUGGACGGAUUAUCAAUCAGUCAUUGAUGACGCUACAGGUUAUAAAGUGCAUUCUAUUAGUAGUAGUAUUUCCUAUGACAAAAGGCUUAACUUUUCAUGUUUUAAGCUACUAAGGGUAUUGGAUACAAUUUCACUGCGACAAUUAUGUUAUAAGCCAAAUGGUAUAGAGGGCUUAUUUUGCUUGAGA